Molecule: messenger RNA, 3889 nt
Organism: Sitophilus oryzae (rice weevil)
Lineage: Eukaryota; Metazoa; Arthropoda; Insecta; Coleoptera; Curculionidae
Gene: TBC1D16
Product: TBC1 domain family member 16
Exons: 10
Coding region: 254-2287 (677 amino acids)
Biological process (GO): activation of GTPase activity
Cellular component (GO): early endosome
Molecular function (GO): GTPase activator activity
Source: RefSeq, a predicted model, not a curated record
UGCGUACGUUGGCGUUUUAUCUUCGAAACUGAGUUGAUCAAUAAGUUAGUAGGAAAGGAGGGCGGUAGUGUCAGUAUCGGUGUCAGCGCGCUCAACGUAUAACAUCGGGUUUUCUGGAUAAAGCAUAUUCUUCCUGAAAAAUAUAACAAUUUGCUUAAAAUGUUUAAAUUAGUAACCAAAUAUUUAUAAUAGAAAGUUAAGAAGUUAGUUUUAUGUAAUAAAAAAACAGACUUCCUGGCACUUUGCCUUAGAGAUGCCCUUGACUGACAUUUUCCGACGCGCAUCCACCUACAUUCUCGGCUACGAAGACGGCACGGAGAAAGAGCUAAAUUAUGAGGAAAACGAGGUCUUAUUCUGCAAGAAUAACGUAUGCGUCCAUCCCCCGGCAGUUAUUAGACAAGAGACGGACAUUCUACACAACCCAGGAUACCUAACAGUCACAACAAAAAUCUUUAUCGACCAGUAUAACGAUGCGAAACGGCCAACCCUCUUUCUCACCUGGAUUCCCAACAGCGAUCUGUCGAAAUGUCCGUCCACCCUUCAAAACACUUUGCAGAAAAAACAGACCAGUCUCGAAAGUCUCACUUCCAAUGACUCAUACAACAGCAACGUACAAGACAGCUUCUACAGACCCAUGAGCGCAGAAAUCAAAAGUACAAACCCAUUCCUAAACUUCGAAAAGAGCGAAAUAUCCGACUCGGUAUGUUCCGACGAGAGUGAGAAAAACAAUAGUGUGAUCAACAUCAACGUGGAUAUAUCCAAUCCAGAAAUAGAAAUCAUUCAAACGCCGGAUAGUAUCAAGGAUCCCAUAGAGCACUUCGAGUUUUCAAGAUCGGGAAGUGUGACGAGUACCGAUAGUCAGUACAACUGGAUCACUACUCCGGAAUACCUGAUGCAGAAACAUAACCUUAACUUUCCCGAGAGCGCCAACAGUUCUCCUAUACUGCCUACUAAGAAGCACAAAUGUAGAAGGUUUAGCGUUGAUCUUAGUCAAAUGCGAUCAUUAAGGCUAUUUUUUAAUGACAAUACAUGUACCUGCGGACAACUAGUUGUGGCGUCUAGAGAAUCUCAAUACAAAAUAUUACAUUUUCACCAUGGUGGAUUAGAUCAUCUGGCUCAAGUGCUACAUCAAUGGCAUUCGUUGUUGCAUAAUAUAAAAAGCGCAAAAGGAGGCGAUGAAAAUCUUCCUUAUCGACACUUCAUGGUGUGCAGACCCGAAGUUUCCGAACUUGAACUUCACCCCGAAGAAGGUCAGGUAUCGAAACUAACAACGGAAAUUUUUCGCAGUUUGUUUAAUGAAAAUGGACAGUUAGAGGAUGACCUGACUUUAAGAAAACACGUAUUUUUCUCCGGCAUGGAUAGAGAUAUCCGUAAAGAAGUGUGGCCUUUCCUGUUGCAAGUGUAUCCAUAUCAGAGCACGUUCGAAGAGAGAAAUCAAAUAGCAGAAAUACGAAGACAGGAAUAUGAAGAAAUAACAAGGCGAAGACUUGAUCUAAACGAAAACAAACUGAAUCAAUUUCGAAGAAAAAUUCAAAGUGUUGUGGAAAAAGAUGUAGUCCGAACAGAUCGAGGCAACCCUUACUUUGCUGGUGACAAUAACCCUAAUUUGGUUAUAAUGAAGAAUAUUUUGUUAAAUUAUGCAAUAUACAAUACAGGCUUAGGUUACACGCAAGGUAUGAGCGACUUACUUUCACCGGUGCUUUGCGAGCUGAAAGACGAAGUUGCAGCUUUUUGGUGUUUUGUCGGAUUAAUGCAGCGCGCUGUUUUUGUAGCUACACCUACGGAUAGAGAUAUGGAUAGAUCCUUAAGGUAUUUAAGAGAAUUGAUAAGAUUGAUGCUUCCAAAAUUCUACCAACACUUGGAGAACCAUAAAGAUGCCAUGGAACUUUUGUUUUGCCACCGAUGGAUUUUACUAUGUUUCAAGAGGGAGUUCACAGAAGCAGUGGCCUUAAGAAUGUGGGAAGCUUGCUGGGCCAAUUAUUUGACAGAUUAUUUCCAUCUAUUUCUUUGUUUAGCAAUAAUAUCUGUAUACGCCGACGAUGUGAUAGCUCAAGAUCUGAGAGCAGAUGAAAUGCUUCUCCAUUUUAGCUCCCUAGCAAUGUAUAUGGAUGGUCAUCUAAUAGCAAGAAAAGCAAGAGGUCUUCUACAUCAGUUUAGGCAAAUGCGGGAGAUCCCGUGUACCUUAAAUGGAUUGUGCACGAGAUGCGGCCCAGGAAUUUGGGACAGUUCCCAUAGCCCGAGAAUAUUUUGUAGCUGUAAUGGAUCUUGCACCAACAUUUUAAACUAAAAAAUAAUGACCCACUGUUAUAACGACACCUAUAGAUAACAUAAGUAUGCAUAAAGAUUUCAUUGGUAACUAAAUUACGAAACAAGGUAUUUAACAGUAAUCGUUUGUUACACUUAGUUGUAGUAUUUCAUUCAAAAAAGUCCGUAAGUUCAUAAGUUAAUAUUUUUAUUGAUAAUUUUAUUAUCUAAUGAUUAUUACAAGAAAUCAAAUAAUUAUUGUAACAGCGUUUGACAGUUGUUUUCGUUAUGCAGUAAGACAUCUUACAUACGUUCAAAAUAUGUAUUGCUUUAUUUCCAAACAUUUCUGAUUCUUUUGCUACUAAAAUCAAUAAACUCCCAUACGCCAGCGGAUAAGCUGACCAACUAGAUAUAGCACACACACCAUCCAAAUCCGCCUAUAAAACUUUAUUUGGACCAAGCCUAUCACGGGCCAAAUCAGCAGGCUUGAUCUGUCAGAUUAGAUUCGUCUUAAAAACGAUCGAAGGAUAAAAUAGGGGGAGGGGGUUAUAACGCUCUUUCUUUCUAAGUAAAAAUGCCGGCAGUUUAUAUUCCGAUAAAUGUGUAUAUCUAUAAGUGAUGGGAAUACCGGUUCCACAGCAGUCGCGUUACAAUAGCGACCGUUCCAGAGAAAUACCGCGAUUGUGUAACGUGUAACCGAGGCUCCGGCUUCCAAAGUGUUGCUGUUCCCACCUAUGCGGUAUUUCUGGUGACUGUACUACCCAUAUCCCUGCCAUUAUCUCUGUGUACGUGCAAAUUCAUAAAGAAUAACAAUUCAUAAACCCCAAAUUUCUAAGCAAUAAACAACAUGCAGCUAGCCAUCUGCAUGUUUUGUGUUAGACGCGUUUUGAUUGCGUUGGUUAGUCUUUGGGGUAAGUUUUUUUUUGUUUAAAUUGCACGCGAAAUACUCGACCCAUCGUUAAAUUCCUCUCAUCAGGUAAUGAAAGGUGCAAUAUCGGCCCUAGCGGUUCUUAAUAUACGAAUCUAGCGGGUAUCCUUCUUCCAUCGACCUUCCAGAGUUGGCAACCCUGCUCGUGCGCUCCAGCAGUCGCGCGACUUUUUGCACUGGAGCGAAACACGUCGCGGUAUAGGUCGUUACCAGUUACAUCUCUUCGCGUCAGACAAAACAAUUGACUCUAGAAGCGCGACGGCUUGAACGAAACACGUCGCGAUCGAGGUCGCGCGUCGAUACGUAGUUCAAUUACUACUGUUCGCGACCAUGGUAGCGCGACGGCUGGAGCGAAACACGUCGCUAUGCGGUUACUGCGGUUUGAGCUAACUACAAGAGCGAUUUUAAAUAAUUUAUUUGCAAAUUAUCCUUAAUUUAUAGUUUCGUUGUUAUUAUGAUCGUCGUUCUUCAGUAACAGGUUCCUGAUUCGUUGUUGAGCGCGACACGACAUUACAACAAAAUACCGCUCCAAAAUCGCGUUACUCAAAUACCGACACAUCACUAAUAUCUAUAUAAAAAAGGUAUAAAACGCCGAGCUUCCUGGUCCGCUGGUGUAUGGGGUGCUAGUGAGAUAAUACAUUCCCCGACUCCUCAGAUAUACAGGGUCCGGCAAUAGUGCGUCGGGCAUCUGUAGCUCCUAGAAUAAAAAAAAUGAGA